AUGACGACACAUGCGCCCUUCCAUACCCAUACCUACUGUCUGGAAUUAUUAACAGCAUCCCCACCUAUUUUGUCCUCUCAACCCGCUGCCAAGACUUUACAUACUCCACUGCGCUGGAACCGCGUGAACUCUCUGACCGCUUUUCUUUCCAUUUCUGUUUCCGGGUAUCUGUUCGUUUCGGAUGUAUUUUGUUACUUAUGUUAUGUUUUAAUCCAUAGACCGGAUAGUAGACCGGAUAUCUUGUUCUCCGGUCAAUUGGACUAUCGCUCCACUAGUCUGCAGGUCACUCUAUUAGGUAGGAGGUUUGUUAGCUGCUAUCCAUUCUGCAGUAGAACAAACGAAGAUGGAUCAAGAAGAAUAGCGGACUGA
Molecule: messenger RNA, 369 nt
Organism: Aspergillus niger
Lineage: Eukaryota; Fungi; Ascomycota; Eurotiomycetes; Eurotiales; Aspergillaceae
Exons: 7
Coding region: 1-369 (122 amino acids)
Source: RefSeq, a predicted model, not a curated record